AUGACGACGACCUACUCGCAACACCAACUAACCCUCCCCUCCCUCGCGCGCGGCUCCCAUCUCGUCACAAGCCACAUCACCGACGCUCUUCCCGAGAUCAAGACCGUGAAAUGCGGGCUGCUACAUCUGUUUCUGCAGCAUACCAGUUGCGGGUUGACGAUGAAUGAGAAUUGGGAUAGUGAUGUGAGGAAGGAUAUGAGCGAUGCGCUGGAUAGGAUCGUGGUUGAGGAUACUGGCCGACUGGCUACGGGCACAUGGCAAGGCAUAUGGUUCCUAGAGUUUAGGAACGGGAAGCAAAGGCGGAAGAUACUGGCUACGAUCCAAGGGGAGAAGAUGUGA
Molecule: messenger RNA, 339 nt
Organism: Bacidia gigantensis
Lineage: Eukaryota; Fungi; Ascomycota; Lecanoromycetes; Lecanorales; Ramalinaceae
Exons: 2
Coding region: 1-339 (112 amino acids)
Source: RefSeq, a predicted model, not a curated record